Messenger RNA from Stylonychia lemnae, 2622 nucleotides. The record is from the annotation of a GenBank genome assembly. NCBI's taxonomy places the organism in Eukaryota, Ciliophora, Spirotrichea, Sporadotrichida, Oxytrichidae.
AUGUCAAACAGCUAACUUCAUAUUUAGUUGAAUGAACUCCUUAAAUGUUCUGAGUGCUUUUGCUCAGUGCUUAGUAAAGAUUUCAAAUUAUCAAAGUGCUGCAAUACCUUAAUAUGUGAUUAGUGUAUUAUUAGCCAAAAAGAUGACAAAGAAAAUAGCACUUAGACAUUGGCUAUUUAAGCUAAGAAUCUUAAUCAGACAGUUUCCUAUGACUAAUCCUGCUAAAAAUGCCACAUUUAGAGAGUUAAAUAUACCAGAAAGAGUUCUUAUCAUCUUCUCUCAACUUUAGCCAAUAGAUACUUGCAAGAUUAGUAAUUGAUUUAAUAAAAAAAUUGCCAAAGAUGUGAAGAAUAGGAUGCCACAGAAGUUAGAACUUAAUUAGAAUAAUAAUAGAAAAAUUUAAUUAACUAGGUUGAUAAAUACUACGAUUAAAAAAGCAGUAAAGUCAAUUUAAACUAUCAGGCAUUGACAAAGCAGUAACAGUAAAAUGACUUUAUUACUUAAAUAUGCUAAUUCAUUUCAGGUAAUGUUUAUAAAUAGCAGAACAAGAUAAUAAUUAGUAACCUUGAGUAGGCAUUUUCAAAUGAUAUCAAUUUCGAACAAGACUCUGACACUUUUAACAAGCAAAUUAAGCAUAUUUCCUCUUUUAUAGAUGAAAACUUAUCCAAUAUGAAGAAGCUAGUCGUUUAGUUUGAAUCAAAUAUCGAUCUUAAGUUAGAUAGUGAGGAGAUCAAUCAUGAUGAUUAGCAAAGAUUUGAUUUCUAACAGAUGAUUUAAAGAGAGCAGUCGCAUGCUAAAUUUGACAGCUUAUGCAAUAUAUCAUAAGUAUAAGAUUCCGUCUAGAGUCAGAAGAAGUCAGACUACAAGCUGCAUUUGGAAUCUUCAAUGGUUAUAACAGAAAAUCAGGAAUCCAAGAUCCUUAGAGAAAGUAAUAUGCACUCGUAGCAGAAGAUUAACUAAACUUACUGCGCCAUUGAUAAGGGUGAUUUAAUAAAGUCAGAAGCAGAGAAUGAUGAGGAUUCAAUUUAUAAGCCUUAAAAUUCAAAGGUUAUUCAGACAUAAAGAGAUAUCAGAGCGUCAGCUGGGAAUCUAUUCUCAAACUCUCUAAAGAAUAAGAGCAUUCUUAACAGAUAAAGCUCUAGCCAGACCAGUAAUAGCUCUAUGAAUGUAAAUGCCUAAUUAAAGAACUAGAAUUCAAAAAAGUUAGUUACGAAUAUUAGCUCAAAUUAACCACUCGAGACCUCAAUAAAUAUUGUCAACAAUCUCAACUUUUCAACUCAUCUAGAAAAGGUGACAAGCAUACAAGUUUCUUAAAGAGGUUCAGUUAAAAACUUCUCAAAUUAGAGCAACCUAAAUAACUCUGGUACUUUCUAGGGAUCUGCCUCAUCCAGAUAAAACAGCUCUAUGAGAAACAAGCUUAGCAAUUUCGCUUCAAAUUCUACAGCUACUCCUGCUACUCAAAGAAAUUAAAACAUCAAUGACUAUCUGUCUCAGCCAAAUUACUCGAGCAAUCCUAAUCAAUCUAUUGAUCAAAGACAUUAGAGUUCUCAAAGCUCAGUUCGUAGAAGCAGAGGAGAGGUGGGAAUGAGUCAAAGCAGAAGACUAGCCUCAUAAGCAGAUAAGGAGGCUGAGGAGUAAGCAAGGGUUGAGAAGGAAUAAAUGGAAGUUUUGAACAAAGAUCCUCUAAGUGUUAGGAAGUUCACUAAUAUUUGUGUCACAUCGAAUGCCAUUUAAGUUUCAUGGAAUCAUCCUAAUUAAUUGAUGAAAGACAAGAAGGCUUUACUUUAUGAACUUCAGUAUGGAAUUGGAAAUAAGGUGAAUAAUAAGGAAUAGUUCAGAAAGAUCUACCAAGGCAAAGCUCACAGAUGCAUCAUCACAGAUUUGAAUUCAAAGACAAAUUACAGAUUUAGAGUGGCACCUAUCAUUUAGAAGACUAAAGAGGAAGGAGGUAAUUAAGUAGGAGUGUGGAGUGAGCCUAUUACUGUCCAAACUAAGGAUAUUCAGAACUUCGACCCAAACACGUUUGGGAAUUGCGCCUAGCUAAUAAGUAAAAAUCCAACUUAAUCUUCUGGAUAAAGCGCCACCUUCCAAGAGAGACUGAUAAAUUUUACUCAAGCUGGUACCAUAGCCUCGAUCUAUGGCUAUUCAUUCGGUGAGCAUUUGUGGUCAUUCAGAAUUAAGUUUGAAGAAUAGCUGAACCUGGCUAACUCAGAUCUUUCAGGAAUUAUGAUAGUGGGAGUUAUCAAUAAAAAGUCAUCAGUUGUCAGUAACAAACUUUAUGGAGGCAUAGUAAACUACACUCUUCAAGGAGGAGAUAUUUUGGUUAAAGUCUAUCUAGAUGCCAACAAGAGAACAAUGACAAUAUUUACAAGUUCAAAGCCUGAGGGCGAAGUCUUCACUGAUUUGCCAAAAGAUGGCCUGUUUUAUCCAGCCAUUCAAAAUAAGACUCAGAAAUUCUCCAAAAAUGCUAAGCUCUAUGUGGGAUAUAAAUUUGAUUUGCCCAUUCCAAGUGAUAAGCAAAAGAUUAAACUAGAUGACAUUCCAGAAAAUCAGGAAUUCUUAGGAAGCAACUUUUUGGAAUAGAUCAAUGAAAUACCCUGUUAAAAAGUAGAAGUCAGUUGA